This is a messenger RNA of Pogoniulus pusillus (Red-fronted tinkerbird), 3176 nucleotides long. RefSeq lists its product as uncharacterized. Gene Ontology annotation, molecular function: serine-type endopeptidase inhibitor activity. The transcript is spliced from 8 exons. Gene Ontology annotation, biological process: negative regulation of endopeptidase activity. The record is from RefSeq and is a predicted model, not a curated record. NCBI's taxonomy places the organism in Eukaryota, Metazoa, Chordata, Aves, Piciformes, Lybiidae. The annotation marks the transcript as partial.
UUACAGAGCUAUAGAAACAUGAAGAAUUUCUUUUUCCUGUGCAUUUUAACUGUUGGGAUCCCUACCAACACUUAUUGCUAUGGACGUAAUUACCAAGGUGUAAGGAAUGAAAACCAAAGAGGCCAAGAAAACCAGAAUGUUGCAGAGAGCGCUGUAGGGAACAGUCUUUGUCGGUUUGCAUGUUGUUUCUACAAAGAGAUUUCUUCUCAAGACAACAGUGGGAAUGUUUUCUUCUCUCCUUUGAGCAUCUCUACUGCCUUUGCCAUGCUGACUCUGGGUGCCAGAUCAGACACUCAGGCACAGAUUCUUAGGGUCCUUAGCUUUAACCCACGUGAGAUUUCUGAAAAUGAAAUACAUGAAGGCUAUCGUGAACUCAUGCAGAUGGUAAACAGGAAGAACGAGGGGCUACAGCUGAAUAUGGGAAAUGUCUUGUUUGUGCUUGACAAACUGAAGCCUCAAGAAGAUUUUUUAAGUGAUCUCAGAAGAUUCUAUGAAGGAGAAGCUUAUCCUAUGAAUUUCAAGAGGGCCGAUCAAGCCCAGAUAAAGAUCAACGACUAUGUAGGACAAAGAACCAAUGGAAAAAUCAAGGACCUCAUAAGUAACCUUGAUCCACUUACUGAAAUUCUUCUUAUUAGCUAUAUUUAUUUCAAUGCUGAAUGGGAAAAACCUUUUGAUCCAAAAUACACCAAAAAGAACAAAUUUUUUGUGGAUGGGACAAAGACUGUUGAAGUCCCGAUGAUGUAUGGAAUGGGCAUGUUCAAGCAUGGCUAUGAUGAACAGCUGUCUUCCACUGUGGUGCAAAUGGAUUACAAAGGAGGUGCUUCAGCGUUUUUUGUUCUGCCUGAUCGAGGAAGAAUGAAGAAGCUGGAGAGAAGACUGUCUUGUGAACGUAUGUCAAGGUGGAGCUCGUUAGUCUCAAAAAGGUCAGCAAAUUUGUAUCUUCCAAAAUUCACUCUUUAUGGGACAUAUAAUCUAAAAGAUGUAUUAUACAGAAUGGGCAUCAUGGAUGUAUUCACUGAUAAGGCUGACCUGUCUGGGAUCACUGGGCAACCCCAGCACAGAGUCUCCCAGGCUAUUCAUAAGGCUGUGGUAAAGGUGGAUGAGACUGGCACCGAAGCAGCAGCUGCCACAGGAAUGGAAAUAGUGCCUAUGUCCGUUCCAGCUACCAUUGUGUUCAACAGACCCUUCCUAAUGGUCAUAACUAUGAAUCAAAAGAUACUCUUCAUGGGGAAAAUUGUGAACCCUCUGAAAAAAAUGAAGUGUCUCCUGCGCCUCUGUUUACUCCUUACUGUUCUUUGUGCCGUGACCCAUUGCCUCCAUCAAGAUGUUUGCCAUGAAGUCAACAGCACUGAUCUACACGAUGGAACAGAAAACUUGUUAAAAUAUAACUGUGACAAGCAAGCCUCCAAUUAUGCAGAUUUUGCAUUUAGGUUUUACCAGCAAGCUGUAUCAGACGAAGCUGAUACAAAUGUUUUCUUUUCUCCCUUCAGCAUCUCUACUGCAUUUGCCAUGCUGGCUGUUGGUGCUAGGUCAACCACUCUGUCUGAGAUUCUGGUGGGGCUGGGUUUUGCCAAUCUGACUGAAACUGACAUACAUCAUGUGCAUGAAAGUUUUUAUAAGGUUUUAGCGGUAACUAACUGCACUGGUGUUAACACCACACUAAAUAUAGGGAAUGCCCUUUUUACAGCUGAUGGAUAUGAACUACAGGAGAAGUUUUUAAAAAACACUGGGAAAUUUUAUGAUGCAGAUAUUUUUUCUAGCAAUUUUCAUCAACUGGAAGAAGCUAAGAAUCAAAUCAAUACAUAUGUGAAAGAGAAAACCAAAGGAAAAAUUACUGAAUUAAUUGAUUACCUUGAUCCAAGUACUGUAUUGGUUCUUCUUAACUACAUUUAUUUUAAAGCUGCUUGGGAAAGAUCCUUUGAUUCUUUGCGUACGCGCCAGGAUGAUUUCUUUGUGAACGCACAUACACCUGUUAGAGUCAACAUGAUGCAAAGCGAUGCUCAUUACAAAAGUUACUAUGACGAAGACCUCUCUUGUGAGGUGGUAGAGCUGCCUUACCAGGGCACUGCACGAGCAUUGCUAAUUCUGCCAGAUGAUGGAAAGAUGAAGCAAGUGGAAGACGCUCUUUCCAAGGAAACUGUUUGCAAAUGGAAUAGAAAUCUUGAGACCAGGUCAUUACAUCUGCAGUUACCAAAGACUUCUAUUACUGGGUCUUAUGAUGUUAAAAAACUGUUCAUGAAAAUGGGCAUUGCCAAAGUAUUCUCUAGCGAUGCUGAUCUGUCUGGAAUUAUUACUGGCAAACAUGAUCUUCAGAUUUCACAGGCAAUUCACAAGGCUGUGCUGGAAGUUGAUGAGGCUGGAACUGAGGCUGCAGGAGCCACAGCCUUGAUUGUAAACAGAGGUUUCUUUCAUUCUGAGACUGUCAAAUUCAAUAGGCCCUUCAUUAUCUUGAUUUAUGACAAAGAAAUGAGCACAAUACUCUUCGUGGGGAAAAUUGUUGAUCCUACUAAGAAGUAAUUGCUGACUUAGACAUCAGUUUGCACAUGUGGGCCAUUUAGUGCUGCUAACUACUCACUGAUUGAGAAAUAUUAAGAAGUAAAUGAGGAAUUUUCCUCCCAACAGCUGACUGUUUUUAAAUGUAACACUUUCCCAAGUUGAAUAAUUUCAAUUGUAAAUACUUUUUUUUCCAAAUUUGCUUUGGAAGAUAAUCUUUUUGUAAAAGCCUGCUGUUAUUUCUACAAGUGAGUUCUCUCUGCUAAGCAGUUUCAUCCAGACUGCUUUCAGUUCUGGAUUAUUCAGCAAAAGCUUUAUCCCAACAAGUAACAAAUCUCUUACAAUUCAAUCACACCUUCUCCAGGACGUGCUGAUGGUCAGUAUUCACCUGAUCCCUACAGAGAUCUUUCUUGCUUACAUAGCCCUUUGCUGACUAGGCUUUUGUAGGUUUCCUUCAGCCAGUCUAUUCUUUCUCACAUCUUACAGCCCUUUAAGUAGGAUGUCUUAAAAAAACAAUGACAAAAAAAUUAAUUAAAAGAAAAAAUAUCUCCAAGACAAUGGACUUUGAGAGACAGUGAAUUCAGGCAUAAACUGCCAAAGAGCUGUUCUGUGACACCAUCCAUUAAUUAUUUCUAUAGCCAAUGAAUCAAAUAAAUACCAUUAUUUAACAUCCAUCACUUAAA